AUGUCUGAACAUCUGAUAUCGUAUAGCGAUGGACGUAACCGCACUUUACAUCACACAUAUCUGCUCUGUCAUCAAACUCAUGCUGAUUGCGGGUUGGCAAGGAUAGUAUUCGAUGCGAAAGGUGAUGCCAUGUCAGAGUAUUCCGUUGAGCAUUCUGACACUUCAUCACCUACUGAACCUGCAGUCGAUGAAUGCAAAGAAAAUGGCGAUGCACCUGAUGAAGUGAAUAUGGAGUCUUUCCGUGAAGUGCUCAUGAAUAUCAUACGUGAGACAGAUUUGGACAUAACGCGACUCAAAAACAGAAAGGAUAUGUUCCAACAGCUCUACGUGCAGUAUUUCGGUACUGGGCCGGAUGGCUCCAUCACUGACGAUGGGGAAGGUUGGUGCUUAUGCUGCAUUUUUUAGGC
This is a messenger RNA of Cylicostephanus goldi, 407 nucleotides long. Lineage: Eukaryota; Metazoa; Nematoda; Chromadorea; Rhabditida; Strongylidae. The record is from the annotation of a GenBank genome assembly.